AAUGGCACACUAGGAUGCAAUAAAAACUCCUUCAAUAACACUAAUGUAAAGGGAAAGAUUGUUUUGUGCAAUAUUGAAAAGGGCAACUACAGAGACAUGAGCGUUAAUGUGAAAGAUGCUGGUGGUGCGGGGAUGAUAGUGUUGGAUACAUUUGUGGAAGGAGCUACUACUUUAUCUUAUGAUUAUGUACUUCCAACAGCUCAUGUCAACUACACCACAGCUCGCAAAAUUUUAAGUUAUCUCAAAAACUCAAGCUCAACUGCUACUGCAACAAUUGCAUUUAAUGGUACAAAGUUUGGAGCAUGACCAUCUCCCACUGUUGGUUUCGUCUCUUCAAGAGGUCCGCAUCCUUAUAAUGGUGGUAUAAUAAAGCCUGAUAUCCUUGGACCUGGGGUGAAUAUCCUUUCUGCAUGGCCAGUUAGACCUAGACCAAAUCCGAAUGGUCCUCCAGGCUGAUAUUUUAACUUCGACAGUGGAACAUCAAUGGCCACACCUCAUCUCGCAGGGAUUGCCGCAUUACUAAAAAGCACUCACAGGAAUUGGUCAUCCGCAGCAAUCAUAUCAGCAAUUAUGACAACUGCCAACAGGUUUGAUCUUGAUGGAAACCCAAUUCUUGAUGACUAUGAGGAACAUAUCAAUCGUGCAAAGCCUAAUGACAUGGGUUCAGGACAAGUGAAUCCUAUUGCAGUCAAUGACCCUGGACUUAUUUAUGAUAUAAACCCGGACCACUACAUUCAAUACCUUUGUGGUCUAGGAUACAAUGACACACAAGUUUCCACUGUCGCUGGUAGUUCAGUUCAAUGUUCUAUUGUUGGCAACAUUGCCCCUGAGGAUCUUAACUAUCCUUCCAUAUCAAUAUCUCUAGAUCCCUCGAAAACAAAGUUUGUUUAUCGCACACUAAAAAAUGUCGGGGAUGCUAAUGAGGUUUACAACAUAGAUGUUGAAGAACCAAAAGGAAUAAGUGUGGUUGUCUCUCAGCCUUCAAUUCAAUUUUCACAAAUUGGCGAGGAGAAAAACAUCACUCUUGAAUUUAGCAGUAAGGGAAUGUCUUUAAACCAAGGUAAUAUUUUGGAUGGGCAACUUAAACUGGACUCUGGAAAGCACUUCAUGAGGAGCCCUAUAUCAGUCACCAUCCUUUGA
Dioscorea cayenensis subsp. rotundata (Guinea yam) is the source of this 1140-nucleotide messenger RNA. Its product is annotated as subtilisin-like protease 1. Lineage: Eukaryota; Viridiplantae; Streptophyta; Magnoliopsida; Dioscoreales; Dioscoreaceae. The record is from RefSeq and is a predicted model, not a curated record. Gene Ontology annotation, molecular function: serine-type endopeptidase activity. The transcript has a single exon. Gene Ontology annotation, biological process: proteolysis. Bases 484 to 1140 code for a protein of 218 amino acids.